This is a messenger RNA of Nylanderia fulva, 3143 nucleotides long. It is a transcript of the gene Dis3, whose product is annotated as exosome complex exonuclease RRP44-like protein Dis3. NCBI's taxonomy places the organism in Eukaryota, Metazoa, Arthropoda, Insecta, Hymenoptera, Formicidae. Gene Ontology annotation, biological process: rRNA catabolic process; nuclear mRNA surveillance of mRNA 3'-end processing. Gene Ontology annotation, molecular function: 3'-5'-RNA exonuclease activity; RNA binding; endonuclease activity. The record is from RefSeq and is a predicted model, not a curated record. Gene Ontology annotation, cellular component: nuclear exosome (RNase complex); cytoplasmic exosome (RNase complex).
CGAAUAGACCUAAAAUAAAAAUGGCGCGUACGUUAAUGUAGACAUAACCAGAAAAUGAAAAACGUGUACAUGAUUAAUAAGUUUUAUUAAAGAAUUUAUGGACAUGCACUUACGUUUUUAAUAAUAGCGUUUAAAUAAACCUCCUUGAGACAUGUUGACAACAAAGAUUUUUUUUAGGAAGACGAAGGGAGGAAAUAUAUUUAAGACUGUCAGAGAACACUAUCUUAGAGAUGAUAUUUACUGUGGAUUUAAAGCGUGUAAGAAAUGUAAGGCAAGAUCUCGAAACAUGAUAUUGGAUGAAGAGGAUGCUGGUGCGAAAUCGUCUUUAAUUUUAUCCCCUUACGUUCUUAUACUUGAUACAAAUAUAAUUCUGGAUCAAAUAGAUAUAUUGGAAGAAGAUGUUAUCACCAAUGUCAUUAUUUUGCAAACGGUGUUGGAGGAGAUUCGGCACAAAAGUUCAAAUGUAUAUAAAAAGUUGAAAAACAUUAUAAAAGAUCCAAAACGAAAAUUUUAUGUGUUUAUUAAUGAACAUCAUCAGGGGACUUACAUUGAAAGAGAACCAGGUGAAAAGAUAAAUGAUCGUAAUGACAGAGCAAUACGAGUUGCAGUCAAGUGGUACAGCAAUCAUUUGAGUUCUGAUGAGUACAAUUUAAAAGUUGUUUUGCUAACAGAAGAUGUAGAUAAUAAACGUGCAGAUGAAGAUGGUCUACUUGCUUUAUCAAUGGAAGAUUAUAUUACAUCAUUGGAAAAUUCAAGUUUUCUGUUGGAUAAACUAUGCAAACGUUCCUAUACUAUGAAUAUUCAAGGCCGAGAACUGUUUCCUUGUCAUUUAACACCUGUGGAAGUGCAUAAUGGUAUAUCAUCUGGCAAACUGUUGCAAGGAACAUUUUCAGCAUCGCGGGAAAAUUUUCUUGAAGGAAAUGUCAAUGUUGAAGGAAGAGAGAAACCUAUAUUUGUACAAGGACGUAUUAAUCUUAACAGAGCAGUCGAUGGCGAUAUUGUUGCAGUUGAGAUUCUACCAGAUGAUGAAUGGUCAUCUCCCAGUGAAAUCGUUCUGCAGGAUGAACAAACAGUAGAUGAUGCUGAUGAUAUUUCAGAAGAUGAAAAGGAGCUCGCUAAAUCGAGCAAAUUAACGAAAGAAAAAAUACCAACUGGUAAAAUUGUGGGUAUUAUUAGGCGGAAGUGGAGACAGUAUUGUGGAAUAUUGCAGCCAAAUCCGAUUAAAGAAAACAUAAGACAUUUAUUCGUGCCAGCUGAGAGGAAGAUUCCCAAAAUAAGAAUCGAAACUCGACAGGCUGAAAUAUUAAGUAAGCAAAGAAUUAUUGUCGCACUCGAUUCAUGGCCGCGAAACUCGAGAUAUCCACUUGGCCACUUUGUACGAGCGCUCGGCAAUAUAGGAGACAAAGAUACAGAGAAUGAAGUGUUACUUCUGGAACAUGAUGUUCCACAUAGCCAUUUCUCUGAUGCUGUUCUUAGCUUUCUUCCAAAAUUACCAUGGAUUAUUACAGAAGUGGAUAUUGCGCAAAGAGAAGAUCUUCGACAUCUGGAUAUCUGUUCUGUGGAUCCACCAGGCUGCACUGAUAUUGAUGAUGCAUUACAUUGCAGAAGUUUACCAAAUGGUAAUUUCAAUGUUGGUGUGCAUAUCGCGGAUGUGUCGCACUUUAUAAGACCCGGAACUGCAUUGGACAAGGAAGCAGCUUUACGAGCUACCACUGUGUAUCUUGUCGAUAAACGAAUUGAUAUGGUCCCAGAAUUACUCAGCUCAAACCUUUGUUCUUUGCGUGGGAAAGAAGAAAGAUUCGCAUUUACUUGUAUAUGGGAAAUUGACCCUGAUGCAAAUAUAAUCAGCACAAGAUUUUGCAAAUCUAUAAUUUGUUCGCGUCAAGCUAUGACGUAUGAAGAAGCUCAAUUGAAAAUUGAUGACGUCACUCAGCAAGAUGCUAUUGCACAAUCAUUAAGAGGAUUGAAUCAAUUAGCUAAAAAGUUAAAGAAGAAACGUCUUGAAAAUGGUGCUUUAACUUUAGCAUCACCAGAAACGUUCCAAGUAGACAGCGAGACUCACGAUCCUAUUGACGUGGAAGCAAAGAAGCUGAGAGAAACUAAUUCUAUGGUGGAGGAAUUUAUGUUGCUUGCAAAUAUUAGUGUCGCUGAAAAAAUAUUGGCAGAAUUUCCAGAAUGUGCUUUACUAAGAAGACAUCCCGAACCACCGCAAAGUAACUUUGAGCCAUUAAUUAAAGCUGCAAAAAAUCAAGGUUUUAUUAUUAAUACAAGUACUGGUAAAGAGUUGGCGCGAUCACUGGAAGAAAGUAAUAAGGAAUCGAAUCCUUACUUUAACACAAUGCUAAAGAUAUUAGCUACUCGAUGUAUGUUACAAGCGGUGUAUUUCAUCAGUGGAAUGCAUCAACAGGAAGAAUUUAAGCAUUUUGGAUUAGCAUGUCCCAUUUAUACUCAUUUUACAUCUCCCAUUCGAAGAUAUGCGGAUAUAAUCGUACACCGAUUGUUGGCCGUAUGUAUAGGCGCCGAUGCAACUUAUCCAGCUUUAUUGGAUAAAAAGAACAAUCAUCUGCUGUGUCACAAUUUAAAUUAUCGAAAUCGAAUGGCUCAAUACGCUGGUCGAGCUUCAGUUGCUCUUCACACACAUCUAUUUUUCCGCAAUAAAAUUCAGGAUGAGGAAGGAUAUAUUCUUUUUGUCCGAAAAAAUGCUUUGCAAGUUCUUAUACCGAAAUACGGUUUAGAAGGAACACUGUAUCUAAAUAAUCCCGCUUCGUCGAACUCUGUCACGUUCACGUAUAAUUCAGAAGAUCAAUCUCAAACUUGUGGAAAUGUUGUAUUUCGGGCAUUUGAUUCUAUCGUCGUGCAACUGAGUUUGGACAGAUCUAAUGUUCAACAUGAAAAAUUAGUUUUUAAACUCGUAAAGCCAGAAAUUCCAGACUUUAGUAUUCCUCCACUAAAUAAAGAAACUGUCAGUGACACUGAAGAAAAUUCUAUGAAAGAAACAUUAAAACGAAAGGCAGAAGUUCAACAAGAAUCACCCAUUGUUUAUAACAAAAAAGUUGGGAAGAAGAAAAAGAAAAAGAAAAAUUAAAAAUACUCUAUUUUAAAAUAAAUGUGAUGCAAAUUGUAUAUGAUCUGGAAUUGGAUAU